CAUGUUUAAAAAAUAAAUGGUCAUGUAUAUAAAUCCUCGAAGCGCUUCAAAUUGACAGCAGAAAUUCAAAACCCUUAUCUUCUCCAAUCUCCAUUGCUCAAUUUUCCUCUCAGACCCCUUCGUUGCAUUUGCUGUUUUCCUUGUUGCUAAACGUUGAUCUGACUUCUGAUUCCUGUACAGUUCUAGGGCUUACUUCAUUCGAAAUUUGGGAUCGCAAUGAAUACCUCGUCGCCGGCUAAUUCUUCCAUUUCUACCACACCGGUUGCCGGAAGAUGUACCACUAAUGCCGCAAUGUCUCUUGACGAUUUUCGCUUCCCCGCCAAUUUAGUUUCCCUACAAGAGCGCAAGGACGAGGCCAUGAGCGCUCUUAAAUCUAAUAUAAUGGCUGCACUGAACAAGGAGGUCAAAUCUCUGGAUGAUGAUAACUGGAUGUUUGAAGGUCCUCGCUCUCGUAUCAACCUUAUGUCACGACAAGGUGCUAAUUGCCAUGCAAUUCCAUAUCAGGUGCUCAUUUCCUCAAAAAGACAGAAGAGAAAACAAGAUGAUGGGCCAGCUUGAUCAUAAUCUCAGUACAGUUCUUCAGUAGAGUUCUUCAGCCUCAUUCCCACAAUCCAAUCAACAAAUCCUUCUAUUCUAUUUUUAAUUUUUCUUUAGCUGUUUAAGGGUUUGCAAAUGCUUGUCCAAAUCAAACCUUGCUUCACAUGUUUGGAUAAUUUUUUUAUCU
Cucurbita moschata (crookneck pumpkin) is the source of this 724-nucleotide messenger RNA. RefSeq names its product protein SAMBA. The coding region runs from base 217 to 558 and encodes 113 amino acids. The record is from RefSeq and is a predicted model, not a curated record. The transcript has 3 exons. Gene Ontology annotation, biological process: negative regulation of organ growth. Lineage: Eukaryota; Viridiplantae; Streptophyta; Magnoliopsida; Cucurbitales; Cucurbitaceae. Gene Ontology annotation, molecular function: anaphase-promoting complex binding.